AGCAUGCGCAUUUGAAGCUGUUUUACUUCCUGAAAAUGGUGACAGCAUGAAAAGAGAAACGUAAAAGUUAUUUGUACUUGCUGCUUUUACGAUGGGCUCAACAGCAUGACUCAUUGACACUGAUCCAUUAAACAAAAUGGCAGAAUCAGAGUCCUACCACAGCCCAAGCAAGGCAAACGGUUCAUCUGUAAACACAGAAGUGUAUAGAGUUGAAGAACGGCCAGAACAUGGGAUGAGAAUCCUUCACGCCUUGAAUAAGCUUAAGAAUGACAAAAUAUUGUGUGACGUCAUCUUGAUAGCUGAAAACAAAAAGUAUGAGGCACACCGGGUCAUUCUAGUGUCAGCCUCCGACUAUUUCCGCUCUAUGUUCACAUCUGGGAUGCGUGAAAGUCAUCAGAGGGAGAUAGAGCUGAAGGGCAUUACUAGCAAAGGACUGGAAAAGGUUCUUGAGAUCAUCUACACGUCCACAACAACUCUUGAAGGCGAUGAUAUAUUUGAUGUUAUUGCAGCAGCCACUCAUUUGCAGGUGACUCCUGUGAUUGAGUUUUGUGAACGUAAUUUCCUUAGUGGAAUGACUACCACAAACUUCUAUGAUUUCAUCAAUACUGCGAAAUUAUACAGCAUGAACAAUGCCCUUAGACAGAUUGAUUUUUUCAUAGCAAAAAACUUAAUGCAAAUUUCAAAAGAUGGAACUUUGUACUUGUUGACGUAUGAUCAAAUGAUAAACUGUUUGAAAAACGACAAGUUAUGUAUAAGAGAAAUUGAUAUCUUUAGAAUAACCUGGGACUGGCUAAAGCAGGAAGGUUAUCGUGAGGAUCAUGCAAUCUUCCUCAUGAAACUUAUCAGAUUCCCAUUAAUCAACCCUCGAGACCUCGUGCAGCAUGUGCAGCAAGUGGAGACCAUGAUGACGGUUCCAGACUUGCGCGAAAUGGUUCUCUCAGCGUUAAACUACCACGUUGUACCGCACUCCCAACCACUCCUAAACACUCUUACCACUCAGCUGCGUUCUUUCACUGAGAGGUUGAUAAGUGUUGGUGGUAGAGAAAUUCACCCAAAUCCCUGCUUACAUGAUGAAAUUCUAGUGUUUGACAGUAAAAUCACAGCUAACAGUCUUCUGAAUAGAAGUGAAGUUGCUACACUACCAAGUGCUUUAAGUCAUAUGCAAGUAGUAGUAUUUAAUAACUUUUUGUAUGUGUUAGGUGGCUGCACAACACAGUGUGCCCAUGGAGAAUCUGCAGUGAACUCAGUGUUACGAUAUGACCCAAGGUUUGAUACCUGGUUUCAGGUGUCGUCAAUGAUUAAUAAACGGGCAUAUUUCUUUGCGGGGGUUCUCAGAAACAAAGUGUACGCUGUUGGGGGCAAGUUCAAAGAUGGAAGUCUAGCCACUGCUGAGGUGUAUGACCCAGCAGAGAACACCUGGGAGCCAAUAGCCUCCAUGCCAAUGUCGUACCACGCACAUGCUGGAGCGGUAUUUGCAGAUCACAUAUUUGUAUCUGGGGGUUACAGCAAUAAUCACUUCACGCCGGAUAUGCAGCGGUAUGACCCAGAGACCAACCAAUGGGAGGACAUGGCGCCCAUGCUAACGCCAAGAGGUUGGCAUGUCAUGUGCACAGCCCAGGAUAAACUGUUCGUAUUUGGUGGAUGUAACCUCAACGUCAACCAGCAAGCCCAACCGGUUGUACAGUCGGAGUGCUAUGACCCAGAGGUGGACCAGUGGACAAUUAUAGCCCCGUUAUCCAUAUCUCACAAGGAAGCCUCCUGUGUUGUUUACAGUGAUCAGAUCUAUGUGCUUGGCGGCUAUAAUGUUCAGACAAAGACUGGUCAGAAGUUGGUUUCCAGGUACGAUGUGUACAGCGGAAUUUGGGAGACCAUAGGUGGCUUGCCACGCAGUCUGACUGGCGUUGGUUAUUGUACGCUGCAACUGCCAACAUUUAAUAUAGAAGACGAUGAUUAGCUCAUCUUUUUAAAAACAUGUGAUUGUUGGUUGUUCAGUUAAUGGAAUGCACAGGCUAUAUGAACUGUGGAGACUUUUUGUAAAGAGUAGCUUAAGGCACCAUUCUCUGUGGGAAUGGAACUUAAGAAAAAUAUAAUAAAGGCUUGAUAUUUUAUUUAAGUAAAUAAAUUCAUGGCUUUAAUCAAGAAACUGUCUUCAUACACAUGUCACACAAUCUUAUUCACAGGUAUGCUUAGUAACUCGUCAAAAUAAGCAUUACUGUUAUUGUCAAUUCUGUUCUAUGAGACUAAACUCUUGUUGAAAUGUGUUAGUGAUGUUAAUGCAUUAAUAUCUGCCUCCUAUCACAAUUGUUAAUACUUAAAUAUUAGCUUCCGAUCACAGUUGUAAGCAAGAGCUACAUGUACUAACCAUAGGCAGUGUUUCGGUUCUCAGUGUAUUUGUCCAUCAAUGAGAAAUCUGUGUUUGUUGAAUUUUUGUUAUGGAGUCAUUAAUUUUGAAUCUGUUUUAAAAUGUUGCACUUUUUAGCUCAAAUGUCCAUGAUGAGUUUUUGUGAUUGCCUUUUGUUUAUUGAUUGUCAGCAUUUUCUCUUAUCUUCUGAACCACAUAGCAGAUUUUCACCAGAAUUUACACAAGGUAUCCUUAGGUGACCUUGUUUCAGUUUGUACUGAUGCUGAUAAUGCAUGUCACACUAUAUGUGAAAAGAAGCAACUUUGAUGUUCUUGUAUGCAGUCCUUGAAAUUUACAGUUUUAUCAAUCAAGUCUGAAUUUGUAUAUAAUUACUUGAGUUGAGACCAAGAGAAUGGUGCAAGACUGCCUUUAUGAAAACGAGAAACAGAGUAAGCCAGUUUAUAAAUAAAAUAUUGCAGGGACAUGUGUUGCUAAUAUCACUGGAUAUGUUUCAUCCACUAGUAGUCUUCUACAAAAUCUGUUUAAAUUAUUAUUAUUAUUUGGGGUCAAACAUUGGCCAUGCCUCUCCUCUCAUCCCCCUGAGGAAAAAAGCACCUUGGACUGUUAUUAUAGAAUGGGCAUAUGAUGGUGCAAAUAUUCUGUAAAACUGCAUGUCCCAACUAUUGAGUAUUUGGAAUGUAACAUGGUAUUGUUGUUAUCUAGAUUGCCUAAGUUAUGUCACAAGCCACUCUCUGGGUAUUACAUGGUUAAUACCAAAUCAAUAGCUUCAACUGACUUUAACUCUUUCAGUGCUGGAACCAAACUUUGGAGGCCUUUGCAAACAGUUUGGAUCCAGAUGAGAGGCCACAGAACGUGGCCUCUCAUCAGGAUCCAAACUGUUUGCUAUUCUGAUAGUAUUCUUUGAAAAAAAUCUCAUUUUAGAAAUUCAGCAGACAACAUUUUAGCAGACGACAAAUUUCCAAGCAUGCAAAGGGUUAAAAUCUCUGUAAUCACAAGGCCCAACGGUUUUGAUGUUGUAUCCAAGAUUUUCAAAUUAUUAUCCCGAUUGUGAUGAUGUACAGAUAUUCAUAGUUGGGUGGGUGCUUUGUGCCAUUUGUCUGUUUUUUCAAAUCCUAAAUGGGUAAUUGACAGCAAAAAAUUAUGUUUUAUGGGAACAAAAAGCUUGAUAUGUAAUAGUUCUAUGAAUGCAAAUAACUUUUCCUGAUGGUAGUUGCUAUUUACAAAAUUUUGCUUAUUUGUAGCAAACUGCAUAUUAAUAUUUAAGAAUUUUAAACUAUUAAACCUAAAUAAAUGUUUAAGCGUUCUGUUUUUUUCCCUGAUAGUGUCCAAGUCUUGCAAACAAAUUGGCAUUUUUAGCAACAUUUCAACUGGAUCUGCGUAUUCUGUUCAAACUCAUUGAUAUUGAUAACAUUGGUAGCUUUACAAUGAUUUGCUUGUGUGCUAGUAGAUAGGCAAGACAGAGUCCUCAGGUUCUUCAGUUAUAGUUUUAGUCUUAACUAAUACCACCACUAAAGCUUGAUUGGUCAUUGUCGGCUCGGGUAACGAACCCAGUCGAUAUUAGACUGUACCGUUGUUGUUUUCCCGCCCAAAAUCUGAUGUAAAACGUGCUACUGAUUACUCUAAAACUGUAUUGUUUAUCUUAAACAAACUUCUCUUUAUAUAAAAUACUGCAUCACCAUGCUUGUUGAGUAUGAGUUUCGAAAAUGCAGAGGCCAUUUAACAGAAAAUUGACAUACAUGUGAACAUAAUUAAUUUUAAAAAAUAGCUGACAACAACCGAUUUAGCGUAAAAAAUCCCGGGUAUGUUUGAGUAUAUUUACCGUACCCGGGGUUCAUGUAAGUAUACUUACGGUAAGAGUACCCAGAGUAUAUGUAAGUAGUACCAGAGCCGGCAAUGACCAAUCAAGCACCACUAACAUACAAUAUACAUGAGCCGCGCUCAGGGAAAACGGGGCUUAAUGCAUGAGCAUAAAGAGUUGUCAGGAGAAACUUCCAUGAAACAAGGUGUCUCAUAGUGAUCCGAAAAGUUUUGUGAUAAAAAAAAAUCAAUCACAUUUUUACAGAUUUAUUAUUAUUUAUAAAUAAAUACGAGAACCUGUCUGUCACAGUCAUACAUUUUUAACAAGGCAAUCUUUAUGUGUACAUGAUCACUCUGCUUUGUUCUUAGCAGUAAUUAGAUUUGAUACAAUUAAAUUGAUUGAAGGUAUUCAUAGUAAUAUCAUCUAUUAAAGAAAUAAGAGGCUUAAUUUUGUGUAGUUCAUCAAUGAAUAAAGGCUUACAACAAAUAUACAGUCAAACCUGAAUUCAGCGGUCAGUCAAGGGCAGUGUUAUUAAUUUUCGCGACUCGAGACGACAGACGCGUGACCGUUGAUUUCAGUUCAAACAUGUAUUUCGGAGUUGAAUAUAGUGGCCGUUGGCCGUUAUGGACAGGUGGCCGUUAAAUUCAGGUGUAAUAUAGUGUUUUUCGUCGGGGGGGAUUCCAGACUGACCGUUGUCUGCAUGUGACCGGUAAAUUCAGGUAGCCGUUAGGUCAGUUUCGACUGUAUACAUUUAUUGUUUAUUACAUGAACUGUACUAGUUCCUGUUUCUCAUGAGUCUGUUACAUGAACUUGCCUUAAAAUCCAAACCUUGUUGAAAUUGAUAGUAUAAUGGUAUGUUUGAUCAUGCAUACUUUAAACUUGCCCUCGUAGCAGGACUUGUAUAUAGAGAAUAUUAUGUGUGUUUUGGAUAAAGAUCAAGUUUAUCAUGCGGGGCAUAGAACCAUGUUAGCACGAGGCUUGUCAAUUGCUACCAUGGUUCGAGCCAAGCAUGAUAAAAUUGAACUUUAUCCAAAACUCACAAAAUAUUCUAUUUAUCCUAUUAUUUCUUCCCUUUUUCUAUAAAUAAUUAUAAAAUAUUGCAUUUUUUUGACGAUUUUAUCUUUCUGUAGUUGACAAAAACAUAUUGUCUAAUUUUUUGAAAAAACAAAAUCUGAUCUUAAAAUAGCGAUAAUAUAAAGCUUAAGUUUAUACGAUUGUUGUUAUACUAUUGAUUUUCAUCUGGUAAUAGGAUAAAAUGGUAUGUUUGAUCAUGCAAACUUAAAGCUAGCCUCCAUUUGCAGGGCUUGUAUAAUAAUCAUUUGUUUGAUGAUGCAUACUUUUUACUUGCCCCGAUUUGCAGGGCUUGUAUAAUCGUUUGUUUGAUCAUGCAUACUUAAAACUUGCCUCCAUUUGCAGGGCUUGUAUAAUGGUAUGUUUGAUCAUGCAUACUUUAAACUUGCCUCCAUUUGCAGGGCUUGUAUAAUUGUAUGUUUGAUCAUGCAUACUUUAAACUUGCCCCCAUUUACAGGGCUUGUAUAAUCGUGUGUUUGAUCAUGCAUACUUUUAAACUUGCCCCCAUUUGCAAAUCGUGUUUGAACAUGCAAACUUUAAACUUGCCUCUAUUUGCAGGGCUUGUAUAAUUGGUGUUUGAUCAUGCAGACUUUAAACUUGCCUCCAUUUUCAGGGCUUGUAUAAUCGCAUGUUUGAUCAUGCAUACUUUAAACUUGCCUCCAUUUGCAGGGCUUGUAUACCGGUAAUCAUGUGUUUGGACAUGCAUACUGUAAAUUUGCUCACAUUUAAAGAUUUAUUUCUGGACACAGAACAUGCAGACAAAUCAAACAAAAUGUGUGUUUAUCAAAAAAGAUCAUGAUGAUUUGUUUUAAAAUGAAACAACUUGUCAACCUUCAGGGGGUGGGGGGGGGGGGGGGGGGUAACCCACAUUCAUAAGAUUAGAUUUAUUUAAUAUUAAAGUGAGGACUUAAAAAAUUCAAUUGUUUUUAUAUUGUGAACAUUUUCAAGGCAUAAUGCAAAUGUGAAAGGUGUAUAAUUCAAAGUUCAUAACUAUUUAGUCUUUGAUGCUUAAAAUGCCAUUAAAAACAAAAAGGUGAAAAAGGUCAUCUAUCACAUUUUAUUCCAUAUUACCAUAUUUCCUGUGUUAAUAACAAGUUACAACUGAUUAUGCACAUUCGUUUUUGAUCAUUUUCAAGGUAAAAUUUUCAGCAUGUUUAUUGGCCACUUUUGUUUGACUGACAAAUUGCAUGACCAUUAAUUUGGCAAAGUGAUAAAGCAUUCGUGGGAGAUAUCAGCUUUUUAUGCCCCUGGAUCGAAUGAUUGGGGGUAUAUUGUUUUUGGCCAGUCUGUCUGUCUGUCUGUCUCAUUCUGUCCCAAAACUUUAACCUUGGUUAAAGUUUUGCAAUAACUUUUGCAAUAUUGAAGAUAGCAACUUGAUAUUUGGCAUGCAUGUGUAUCUCAUUGAGCUGCACAUUUUGAGUGGUGAAAGGUCAAGGUCAUCCUUCAAGGUCAAAAAACCAAAUCCAAGGGAAGUAACAAGCUUUAAAGGGAGAUAAUCUAUAUUUAUCAUUUGGCAGGUUCAGAUCAUUUUUACAAGGGUAGUAAAAAAAUUGAAGGGAUAUAAUCAAAAACAAAAAUAUUUAAAUCAAAGCGGCGCAGUAGGCGGCAUUGUGUUUUUGGCAAACACAUCUCUUGUUUUUAAAUAAGAAGUUAAUGUUUAAAAACACAAGAUGAACUAAGGAUCUGAUACUAGUCAUUUUAUACCACAGUUAAUAACAUUGUUUUCGGGAAAUUCCAGUGGGCAAGCCUGUGGGGAGCUUACAGACAGAGUUCCUGUGCAAGCUAAAUAAAAUAACUUACGUUAUGAAAUUCGGAGGGCCUGAUCAUAUGAGAUUGAUCAUGAGAUUGUGCGAGAGUUUAGGUCAUUUUGCAAUGUUCAGUUUAAACCUAAUUUUGUAGUUGCAAAGCAUUUAAAGCCUUAGAAGCCUUUUGCUUAUACUGUAGUCAUUUUGAGUCAUUUUCCUGGAAAGCUAGAGUAUUUGGUGUCUUGAUCCUGAGAACGCUGCUGAAGUUGGGUUCAGCUGCAGAGCGGACACCAAAUCUGUGACACCAUAGCAACCUCUUAGAGUUUAAAAUUUUAACCUUAUUUUAUAUUUAAUAGGUGUCAAUAUUUGUCUGAAUCAGAAUGUUAGCAAGGGGAUGCAUGGCAUUCUUUUUGCAGCAAAGGUUAAUGGUAAACAUAAUGUGAGUUCUCAAUAAUGACUUCUUCAUGUAGUGUAUCAGAACACGUGUAUUUAUUUAUGAUAUACAAGUCAUUGUAAAUAAUAUGUGUAUGGUUUAUGUUUAAUAAGUAUAACAGAAGAUAAUACAGUAAGCAUGUGUCUUGUUAACAAUUUGUUUGUUAAUUCAUAUGUACUUGUUUUGAGUACUUCAACUGUUUUCCUCUAAAACAUGUAGCUGGACAUAAUUAACUUGGCAUUUGUCACUCAUUUACUUUAAUGAUGUUCUUAAGUUGUUUUCUUUAAUAAAACUCUUUUUGUUAAGUAUGAAGUGGUUUAGUGAAAAAUUAGUACAGUUCAGAACAGAAAUAAAUAUAUUCAACCCAACAGUAUAUUAGUUAAAUUAUAUUCGUGUAUGAAGGAUAAAUUCCAUGUUAAUAUUUCCAAGCUACUGUUGGUCAACAUUUUUAAUGGCCAAAGUUGGAAAUGUCACAAAAUCUUCAAUAUGAAAAAUAAAAGGAAUUCACAUGUU
This is a messenger RNA of Dreissena polymorpha, 7922 nucleotides long. Its product is annotated as kelch-like protein 13. The transcript is spliced from 3 exons. The record is from RefSeq and is a predicted model, not a curated record. Lineage: Eukaryota; Metazoa; Mollusca; Bivalvia; Myida; Dreissenidae. Gene Ontology annotation, molecular function: protein binding. The coding region runs from base 137 to 1954 and encodes 605 amino acids.